AGCACGGUCACAUGACUUCACGUCACCACCGCUAAGCUAAAGGAGGCUAAUGUUGGGCUAUAAAGGAACUACAGCACGGUCACAUGACUUCACGUCACCACCGCUAAGCCAAAGCAAAGGCGGUUAGUGUUGGGCUAGAACGGGUUUAUCAGUGACUCCAUACUGCUGUGAACUUUAUUCUGGGACAGGUUUUAUUUUUUAAGUUUGACUCAUAAUCCAAUAACUAAUAAGAGGAAGUGUUAGAGACAGUUUUUUGUUUUGAUCAAAAUAAUAUUGCCAUCUAGUGGCGAACUUGUGCAGUGCAUGGUAAAUAAAAGACUAUAUUUCCUAUGUUGCAGCCAAUUAAGAGACAGAGGUGGUCCACCUGUGUGCAAGAUGCCAGUAAAACACAACUGACCAGUUCUUUAACGUUUAUCAUCCAACAGAAACAUAAAGAGAAUCUUAGUUUGCUUCAAUAAAAGCUUUUAUGUUGAGUUGUGCCUCUUGUGUUGUUGUGUUCACUCUGACUGAGAGAGUAUUCUCUGAGUCUAAUUUGAGUGGAAACUAUUUUAUUUGUAUUAACCACAGAAGCCUUGCAGCUAAGAGUACAACUGAUAACCUGAAGGAUUAGUAGAUGUGUUUCAAAAGGUGUUCAGAGUGGUUGAAGGAAGCGGUGACAGGAAGGAAACUGGUGUGAGCUACUUUCAGAGAAACAGUUUGAUGCCACAUCACAAAGAGGUACAAUGGAUCCAACAAGUCUUCAACGCCUCGUCUUCCUCACCUCCCUGCUGAGCUGCUCCACUAACCAGGCUCGUCUCACGGUGACUCCCAGCAGCUCUCAGGUGUUUAGAGAUGAACCUGUCUCUCUGAGAUGUGAGGACGCCUCUGAGGGAUGGACUGUGAGGAGAAACACGAGCAGGGAAAGAAGAACUGAGUGUAAAGUCUGGGGAACACCUGCUGGUUCCUCCUGUACCAUCAGCCCCAUGGACCCAAGGGACAGUGGAGAGUACUGGUGUGAGUCCACAGAGGGAUCCACCAGUAACACCAUCACCAUCACCGUCUCUGGUGGAUCAGUGAUCCUGCAGAGUCCUGCCCUCCCUGUGAUGGAGGGAGAUGACGUCACUCUGACCUGUAGAACAAAGAUGGCCGACCCCCCCUCUGCUGAUUUCUACAAAGAUGGCGUCUUCAUUGGGACUGAGUCUGAUGGUCACAUGACCCUCCUCCAUGUCUCCAGGUCUGAUGAAGGCCUCUACAAGUGUAGAGUCCAGAGUAAAGAGUCUCCAGAGAGCCGGCUGUCUGUCUCAGAAAAACCUACGACCUCCAUGGAGCCGCCCACAGCCUCCUCUGCACCUCCUGCCUCCUCUGCACCUCCUGCCUCCUCCCUCCACCUUGUGUUCAGGCUGAUCUGCCACCUGGUGGUUUUCUGCCCGUACUGCAUCUCCACUUUCCUCAUGGUGUCUAUAUAUCGAGAGAGGGCCACAGGAAGGGACCAGUCUGUCUCCGUGGCGAUGACCCCGCCCACCCACGCUGAGCAGGGAUUGGACGAUGACUACGAUGAUGUCAUGUCUGCUGUCACCACGGAGCAUCAGUUCUGACCUGAUCUUCAGGCCCAAUUCCAAACCACACCCUCCCCACUCCCCCUCCGUCUGUAGUCUCUCUCUCAGUCUGUAGUCUCUCUCUCAGCUGAACGAGGCUCCUUCUUCCAGGUGGGGGGGGGGGCAACAACAGGUUUCAAAUCAGCUUCUCUUGAAUAAAAAAUAAAAGAAAUAAAACUCAAAAAAUAUUUAACCCCUUAAGCCCCAAGCCUGUUUUCCAGGUCUCAGGCUCGGAAAUGACAUUCCCAGAACAAAUGUCUUCUAAAAGGGUUAAAUUCUGGCCGUUAGAGCCAAUAGAAUCGAAGGGAAAUCGUCCCGCACACACUCAUGUUAAAAAAAAAGGUGACGUCUUCGCACAUUCAAUGAAGCUACGUAGGAGCGUAGGAAUGGCCUGCUCUGAUAUUUGAAAACGGAAUUGCAGUUUUAUUGCUGAUGGAUUAUCAGAACAUUUCAAAGGGGACGCAGACACAUUGGAUAUUAACCUAUGGAUUAACUACAGCAUCGUUUUAAUGCCAUUGAAGACCAGUUUAGACCAGACAAAACCAAGGUAAGCCAUGUUAGCGUUUUAGGCUACCUAGCGCCACUUGUUUUGAUGUACGUUUUUGUUGAUAACGUCGCGCG
Molecule: messenger RNA, 2195 nt
Organism: Gymnodraco acuticeps
Lineage: Eukaryota; Metazoa; Chordata; Actinopteri; Perciformes; Bathydraconidae
Product: Fc receptor-like protein 5
Exons: 6
Coding region: 723-1574 (283 amino acids)
Biological process (GO): cell surface receptor signaling pathway
Molecular function (GO): transmembrane signaling receptor activity
Source: RefSeq, a predicted model, not a curated record